AAUAUUUUCAAAAUUCUAAAAAUAAUGAUAUUUAUGGUGUUUUAUCAUUUGUAGCACCUGAAGUUUUAAGAGGUCAAUCUUAUACUUUAGCUAGUGAUAUAUAUAGUUUUUCUAUAAUUAUGUGGGAAUUAAUAUCUGGAGUUCUUCCAUUUGAUAAUGAAGCUUAUGAUUUUCAACUUAGCUUAGACAUUUGCAAAGACUAA
Funneliformis geosporum is the source of this 203-nucleotide messenger RNA. The record is from the annotation of a GenBank genome assembly. NCBI's taxonomy places the organism in Eukaryota, Fungi, Glomeromycota, Glomeromycetes, Glomerales, Glomeraceae.